Mizuhopecten yessoensis (Yesso scallop) is the source of this 2476-nucleotide messenger RNA. Its product is annotated as huntingtin-interacting protein K-like. NCBI's taxonomy places the organism in Eukaryota, Metazoa, Mollusca, Bivalvia, Pectinida, Pectinidae. The record is from RefSeq and is a predicted model, not a curated record. Gene Ontology annotation, biological process: negative regulation of apoptotic process; protein stabilization. Bases 33 to 392 code for a protein of 119 amino acids. The transcript has 3 exons.
CCUUCUUCCGAACUCUUCACACGUGUUUCAAGAUGGCCGGCCCGGAGGAUAAUCAGACGGAAGGUGUCGAAGUUGAGGAGGAAAACAAAGCCCUGAAGACCAAGAAACAUGACUCAGGGGCGGCAGAUCUGGAAAAAGUCACAGAUUAUGUCGAGGAGACGGAAAUAUCUGCUCAGAGCAUUGGAGAUGCGAUGAAAGCUGUAAGUGACAGAAAGGCAAAAGAACGUGCAGAAAGACAGGAGCGUGAAAGAGAACUAGCCAAGGUGAAGAUCAACAAGGAAGACGUGGAUAUUAUAGUGAACGAAAUGGAAAUACCUUCAGCUCAAGCUGAGAGAAAGCUUCGGGAAUUCAAGGGAGACUUGGUGGCUGCCUUAGUAGAACUGACCAACUGACCAUCGAUAAAAACAUGUGAAAAUCGUGUGACUAUUUCAAAAGACAGGAAGUGAGCUAUAGGUCAAAGGGAGGACAACUCACAGUACCCUUUCUGUGGCAGCAGGAACAGUGAAGAGUGACUGUCUUGUUUCCCUUCUGUGGCCAGUACUCAGCAAAAUCUGACCAACAUUUCCAACGAAACAAAGUUGUUUUUCUCAAUAUUUGUUUUGAUUUUGGUUACCAUUGAAGUUACUAUGUAUUUACCAAUCGCUAGCUCAAAAUUAAAAAAAUAUGUUAAAAUAAAAUGUGUGUAUAAAUUGAGACAAAAUGAUCCGUUAAUUUGACAUACUUUGAGUUGUUCUUUCAGAUGAAUUAAUUAGAUCUAGGAUUAUAGGAAUAUAAUUUAGCAAAUUUGAUGGUUAGAGAUACUAGAUUUAAGGGUUGAACAUCAGAGACUCCCUCCUUUAAUUGGGGGAGUUGGCAAGUGUGUGUAUGUGGUUUUCAACUGUUUGUCCAAAUAUAAUAUACUUAUAAAGCUGAAAAAUAUGUUUUAAUCUCCCCACUUCACUGCCUAGUUUGUCACUGGGACGAGGUUCAACAUGAAGCAGACCAUUCUAUGACAUGGGAGUAUUGCUGAAUUGUUCAUGGCUAUAGAUUUCAAACAUUUACUUGAUUUGAGUGUGAUGGAUUUACAGUCUGCAUGAAUGGGGAAAGUAUUGUUUGGUCUUAUAUCCAUUCAUUUUUAGAAAAUUAGGGAACAUUUUUACCUGUGGAAAUAGCCAGCAUUUGGCUGUAAAACAGGGCAAUACAUUUGCAAGUUUCUAAAUAGUUAAGACUUAUGUAAAAGUUUCUUUCCAUGGGUAGCAGAUGUAGCUUAACAUAAGGAAAUUGUUUAACAUUAAGACUUUAAAUUAAAAGUUAGUAUAAUUUAAAACAUCAACUGUACACAGUUAUAUGUUUUUGGAAAAUGGAGCCUAUUAUUGAGCUUAAUUUUUUUUGAAUAUUUCCUUCUCAGUUUAUAUAAUCAAAUGGAAAAAUUUACUUACAUAUUAAAGAUCCUUAUCCCAGGGCAGGUUAAACACUGGAGAAUUCCACUGAGUUUUUGUUUAUAUACAGUAGUCUCCCCUUAAAUUCUUUUUGGAUAUAACUAGCACAUUUUGAUUAGAACACUUUCAUUGACCAGAUAUACUCAGUUGAUUUAUAUGACAGAAUAACAAUCCUGGAGUAGGCCUACUGGAAUUUGUUUACGCUGUAAACACUUCCGUUGGUUAUUUUUUUAUUUAAGUCUCCUUGAUUAUUUUUCAACAAACUCCUACAAGGCUUGCGUUUUUUUCAGAUAUGGUUUAUUAAAGCUAUAAUCAUGCCAAAAAAAAUGUGUUUCAAAUAACUGAUAGCUACAGUAUUUGGCAGUGGUACAGAGGUCCUCAAAUGUACAAUGAUUAUCUCUUUAACUCAGUCACCCCUGAAGACACAUUUGAACUCUUUCAGUUCAAAGGUUAGAGUUCAUGAAACUUUAGGGAUGAAUGAGUUAAUGACCUAGUUUAAGUAUCUAUAGAUUCAGAACUUAUAUUAAAGGUGAAAAAAUAUAAAACAUGAAAAGUGUUCUGAGUGUAAAAAUACAUCAUUGGCAGACCAGGAUUUGAACCAUUGACCUCCGAUCAUUAUACCGUCACUCUAACCCUCAAAGCUACCUAGUUGAUUACAGUCUCCCAGUGAUUAAUCUAUAACUUAUGUCCAUGGGUCCUUUUCAACUGUACGCGUGUACUCAAAACAAUGGGUCCUACAAUGUUAAAUUUCAGUAUUUCUAGAAAUUCUAUGAGUAUAGGACUUGGGACUUGUAUGUAGAUUUAUCACUGGAAUUUUAUUUCAGCUUGGCUUCAAUUAUAUUCAAAAGUCAUUUCAGGGGAGGCUACACUAUUUAUGAUAAACUACUGUGAAUUUUCAUAUUUUUUGCCUGCGUAGGGACAAGGAUCCUUUAAGCAGAUAUUGAACAAAGUAUUAGAGAUACAAUGACAGGGUUCCUUACAAUGGAUUUUGAACAAUAAAUUAGAGAUACGUGUUUGACUUGAAUGAAAGUAAAUAAAAAGAUUAUAUUAUUUAUUUC